AUGUUACUGGUUAUUACUGAAAGGGAUUCUUAUUGCUAUAACGCAAUUGAACACAUUUUUGAAGUAGUUUUAACAAAGAAUAUCGAUGAGAUAUAUGUUUUGGUUCAUCCUGAUCAUGGUUCACCUUUGACUGUCUCGUCAUUAAUCGACCAGCUUGGCAAUAUUUACGAUAGUUUCUUCCAGUUGACCUCUGUAUCUAAGGAGAAACUGAAUAUUAAUGUGUUACUGUAUGAUGAAAAGUAUGACCCAGAAAUUGCAUCUCAGUUAUGGACAUCUGUGCUGUACACAGACUCGGUGGAUGUUUUCUCAAUUCCCAAGGCUUAUAUAGAACAUGUUGAUAAAAACAAAAUUCACUCCAUCUCUACCUCAACAAUUGAGUGCACAAUUGAGAAACAUAGGAAAUAUCGACUAUCCAAUCCUGAGUCAACGUACGAAUCUAUACCGGUCGUUGCCGUUGGCGGAACGUUUGACCAUCUACAUGACGGCCAUAAAAUUUUACUUACAGUUUCUGCUUUCUUGACAGGUAGACGUCUUAUCGUUGGGGUUACUGGUCCUGGAUUGCUUGGAAAUAAAAAGUAUGUGGAAUAUAUGGAGAGUUUUGAAAUUCGAGUUAGGAAUGUCAACAGCUUUGUGAAGAUCAUAAAGCCAGGUCUUUUUCCAGAUAUUUACGAAAUAAACGAUGUUUGUGGCCCGACAGCACAGGUGGAGAGCAUAGAUGCUUUAGUUGUUAGUUUGGAAUCUUAUAAAGGUGCUGAGUUUGUCAAUAAUAAGAGAAGAGAACUUGGUUGGAAACCUCUGGAUGUGUAUACUAUCGGUGUUUUGGGAGGCAAUGAAGAAACUUUUAACCAUAAAAUGAGUAGUACAGAUUAUAGAAAGGCUGAGUAUCUUAGAGAUCACGCUGAUCGUGUAUAG
Pichia kudriavzevii is the source of this 912-nucleotide messenger RNA. RefSeq lists its product as uncharacterized. The coding region runs from base 1 to 912 and encodes 303 amino acids. The record is from RefSeq and is a predicted model, not a curated record. The transcript has a single exon. Gene Ontology annotation, molecular function: dephospho-CoA kinase activity. NCBI's taxonomy places the organism in Eukaryota, Fungi, Ascomycota, Pichiomycetes, Pichiales, Pichiaceae. Gene Ontology annotation, biological process: coenzyme A biosynthetic process.